This is a messenger RNA of Recurvomyces mirabilis, 1737 nucleotides long. RefSeq lists its product as uncharacterized. NCBI's taxonomy places the organism in Eukaryota, Fungi, Ascomycota, Dothideomycetes, Mycosphaerellales, Teratosphaeriaceae. The coding region runs from base 1 to 1737 and encodes 578 amino acids. The record is from RefSeq and is a predicted model, not a curated record. The transcript has 2 exons.
AUGACUAUCCCUCUCAUUCGCGUCCGCAUGAAAACACCGAAAGUUCGACGGGAAUGCGCUGGCUACGAAGCCAAUAUCUCCCUCCUUAAGGACCGACCAUGUGGUAGACUACUCCCAGCCAACUCCUUUGCAUCACCAGAGAGUCUGGGUAGCCCGAAGACAUGUUUGACGGCACUGCCCGUUCAUCUGGAGGCCACGCAACGACAAGCUCUACAGUACUUCGUGACGCGGGCAGCGCGCCAGCUCUUUGGCCACUACUCGGCGGACCUGUACGAGAAAUUACUUUUCCAGGUCCUCAACCAGCAGGAGGUUGUUCUGCAUGCCUGCCUAGCUGUCAGCUUCAUGCACCGUGCCCACACCCUCCGACGACCGAAAGCGGGCGGUGCAAGCCCCUGCGAGCUCGUGGGCGUCGUUCCUCAUGAGCGGCAAGCUCUACAACACUAUGUCCAUGCUGUCUCCAGUCUACGUAUCUUAAUCAAUCACUCUAACUACCGACUCGACACCUCAACAGUGCACAUCGUGCUCCUAGUCUGCCUUCUCUGCGUCCACUUCUCCCUACUCCGCGGCAGCGAAACCGAAGCCUUCACACACCUAGAAAAAGGCCUUGCUGUCAUCUUCGGCUUAUCUCGACCCUAUGCACCGACUUCUGGGAAGAGAUUCAGACCCCUGACCCUCUCCACCACGCCGACGAAAACACUGGAAUUGUUACUUCAGGAGUUUGUGCGGCUGGAUGGUGAGUUCGCUGCUUAUGCUACACGGGAGCCGUAUUUAUGUCCAGAGCUCGACCCUGAUUAUUUCGGAGAUAUGGGACCUGCUCGUAUGCGCUUUAGAACUCUUGCCGAAGCUAGUAUCGUCCUCGAUACUAUCUCCAAUAGCGUAGCGCGACAUCAUGGAGCGCUACUGCGGUACACGACCUCCCAUGUCGACGGUCUAGGUACUGGCUUUGAAGAUGAAGCACAUCGUGAUGCAUACAUCCGCGCUUCGAGCCGCAGCGUCAAGCAUGCCAUGCUUACCCACGCACAAGAGCGCACAAGCAAAGCUCUGUCAGCCUGGUCUAGUGCUCUCGAGGCAUUGACCUACGACGGGACUGGAAGGUUGGAAUAUAUGAAGUUGAGGUUACAAUUCUUCAAUACCUGGUUCUUGAACAGCACGUACAAUGACUCAAGCGAAGAAGUCACCGACAUCUUCGAGACGACCUUCGAUGAGGUCGUCCAUCUUGCCGAACGAUACUUGUUGGCUCAUGGCAAGAUUGGCGACGAAGCGGUAUUGUUCGACCCUUCACCAGCAGCCAUACCAGCCCUCUUCAUCGUGGGGAUGAAAUGUCGCAGCUCCUCUGUUCGUCGAAAAGCAAUAACACUACUGCGCAACACAACCCUACAAGAAGGCCUCUGGCAUGGCCCUCCUCUAGCCGCGUUUGCGGAACAGGUUGCGGAGAUCGAGGAGCUGCGGGCGAGAAGGCUGAAUCCGCUUCUUUCUGGUCUUGGCACAGGGACUAAUGAGCUGAGAUGUUGCGAUGUGCCGAAAGGGGCACGGUACUCGGAUGUGGUGUAUGUGCUGGAUGAUGGAGUGGCUGAUCAGCAAGGAGGGCGUCUGGUUUGUGCGCGUAUUGAUCGUGAUCGCGAUUACGAGGAUGGCGGUGACGGUGGUAAUGGUGAGGGGGUCAUCGUUGAGCAGUACCAUCCCAACAUGUCCCAGAAGGGUAUAAGGACGCGAGGAGGUAGGAUAUCAUGCCAGUAG